CCACGGAAACGUGCAAACCAUACCACUGAGAUUUUUCGAUAGUCACUCUUGCACUACGCAAUAGCUAUUAAAUCAACCAUUCUACACUAACCGCCACAAAACCGGAAAAUGGCAACUACAACCAUGCAUUUUGGCCCCGAGUGGAUGCGCGCGAAGCCACAAACUCCUGCUCGCCCACAGGCACCUCCUUCUCCACCACCUCCGGCAAUAUCUAAUAUACAGCAACCAAACGCGUCAACUUAUUCUGCACUCGUUACACCUGCCGCCGCCCCAGAGCCUGAGAAACGCGAUGAAUGCCGUCCUUUCAGAUAUUCAAAGGAUGCAAUGCUCAGAAUCUACAAAGAGGGUGGCGGGAGAGGUGGUCUGGGAUUAGAGGUGGAAAGAUGGGAGGGCAUUGUACAUGAGGUCAGCAGUGAACCCACAGGGUUGCGCGAAAUGGGUGACGCAGAAAAGAAGCUUUUUGCUGGGCCACUUAAUUCCGAGCUUCGGCGGCGCCAGUCUACCGACCUUAUAAGCACGCUAUCAUCUCCAUCUGAUAGACCCAGGUUGAACCAUUCCAAUACCGGAGGAGGGAGUCCUAUGAGAGGGUUUGGUCUCAUGGGAAGGAGAAGAGACAGCACAGAUCAACCGCCACUUGCACUGCCUCGUAAAUUGUCUGUGUCUAAUACACAAGCCAACUCUCCACGCGACGGAGCACUUCCCUCCCCUCGCACCCGAAUAGGUGGCUUUGCUUCAGGAUUCGACGGUGUGCUUAACGGUGGAGAUUCUUGGAUGGCUAGACGACGAACAUCGGAGAGCAUGCUGAAAGCUGGGGGAGCUUCUACGGGAACCCGUCCGGAAGGUCGAGAAGAGGAUGUGAAAGGACAUAACAUCAAAGAAGUGGAGGAAGAACACCCAAGUGUCGCACAAAACACUGCGCUUCAGCCUGACGCUUCUGGCACUUCUCAGCGAUUAUCACCAAUCCCUGAUGUCCUGCCUCCCGACACAACACGCAACAGUCCGAGCCAGCGAUCUGCGCUAAGUGCGGAUUCGGUAGCCCAUCGUAUGACUGGAAUGACUCUUGGCGAAAAUGAGCGGAACUUUCAUCUCAACCCAGUGGCUGACAGUCUGACGGGUCCACCACCGGGUUUGGAUCCAGCCAGCAUUGAGUGGUCAUACCUGGAUCCUCAAGGCCACGUGCAGGGUCCUUUUAAAGCUGAUUUAAUGCAGAAAUGGUUUGAUGAGGGCUAUUUCACUCCUGACCUCCUGAUGAAGCGUACUCAUAUUGAUCGAGAAUGGACUGCGGUUGGGAUUCUCGACCGCCAGGCCGCUGGCGGGAAAAUAUUUCUUUCGCAAUUCCCAAUGGCCACCGGACCUCCUGGUCUCAGUAUUCGCACCGAUUCCCCCCAGAAUUACUCCCCUGCUGCGCAGAAUUACUCCCCAGCUCAUGAGCAUAAUACAUUCAGUGGCUUCCAGCCUGUACCAUCCCGGACUCUCCGUACUGCAACAUUGGACCCAUACCUUAAUAGUGCUUCUCCUUCAGAUUCUCCCCCCUCGUCUUUUGGUGGCGGCAGGUUUGGCAACGGCUCUCCCGAUCCUUCUGCAUUGGCGGGGAGAGUCGGAAGCCUUUACACUGGUGACUCGGGACUUGGCUCUCACAGUUUUACUGGAAAUCCAGGUCCGUUUGGUCCAGUUGGCGACCCCCGCUCGUCGCUCAACAUGGUGCCCGGCAGAACCUCGUCAUUGGACACAUUCGGCGUCUAUAAGAACAACAGUAACUCUCAAUGGCCACCAUCUAUGACCCAAAAUUUGCAGCAUUUUGGCAGCAGCGAGCAUUCCCUUGCGACUGGUUUCAACAAUGGCAUCGGCUCGGGCAUGAUGCCUGUGCCAGUGCCAAUUGCGCAGAGUCACUCUUUCACACAGGAACCCUCGUACGGCGAUGGGACUUACAACGCCAUGGGCAGUCUCGGCGCCUCGCACGACUCACCCAUCGCACGGCACCCCGUCGAGGCGAACGGUAUAGGCUUCAACAACCUAAACAACCUAGGGAUGAACGGCUCACCUUAUACGCAGCACUUCCCCCAGUCCCCUGUCGUACCGCAGCAGCGCUCGUCUACCUCGCCGUUCGGUGAAGUUCUCACGAAGGUCGCUGAGCCGCCUGUCGUGCUGACACCAGUGUCUGCUGUGCAGCCUGAGAAUGUGACAUCACCAUGGGGCGCACCCGAGCCUACUACUGUACGCCGCCCAGUGGCUGAGAUUCCUACCCCGUCCCCAGUUGCCCAGGCACCUCCAGCGGCCUGGAGUCAACCCCCGCAACCUACCCGUACUGCUUCCAAGUCGAAAGACCCUUCGCCAUGGCUGACAGCCUCCCUAGGCGUCGUGGAUGAUGGAUGGCGCGAGGUUCCUGGCCCAAACAGCCUCACUGUGAGCAACCUCGGGCAGCACAAUAAGAUGUACGAGGAGGUGGAUGAGGAUGACAACAUUGCUGUAUCGGCUAUUGGAGAUGAGGAGGAGGAAGCUGCUACUGCACCCGUUCCCGUACCCAUAUCAGAGAAACCUCAGCCAGCGUCUGUGGCCCCGGCCUCCGCAAUGGCUGCUCCACACAUUGAGCCCCCAACAUUUACAGCGCCCAAGGCCAAAGUCAAAUCCACCGUCCGUGAGGCCCAAGCCCAAACCCAAGCACCUACCCCGGUCUCAGUACCGAAAUCUACACCUCCCGCACCCACACCUGCCCUGAAGAGCCCAUCUCCCGUCCCGAAGCCUGCGUGGGCGACUGAAGACGAUGCGAAAAAGGGCAAGAGCUCGCUUGGUCUGCGCGAGAUCCAGGAGGCAGAGGCAAAGAAGGCAGAUGCGCGCAAGGCUGCAGAACGCGAACGCCUUGCACGUGCCAAUGUGCCACCCCCACCUGUCGUCGUCGAGGAUGCACAACCGUUCACCGCAUCGUGGGGACUUCCAACGUCUCAAGCGGGUGUACGAGCUACUGUGACGCCAAGAGGUGGAGAAGUUGCGGGAACGCCUGCGGCGAGUGCUCCGGUGUGGACGUCAACGAGUACGGCGCCUGCCAAGAAGACGAUGAAGGAGAUCCAGGAGGAAGAGGAGCGUCGGAAGAAGAUGGGAGUGAAGGAUUCGAUGGCUGCGACAGCUGCAAGGCGCGGGUAUGCAGAGACUACAUUCAAGGUGGUUCCCAGUGCCCAGGUUAGUGGUGGGGCAUGGACGACUGUUGGCGCAAAUGGCAAGACAAAUGCACCUGUACCUGUACCUGCACCUGCACCUGCGUCUGCACCGGUGCCUGCUCGUCCAGCUGUCGCUCUAUCCGUAUCUACACAAGCGGCGCCUACGCCUCGCCCUAAUGGUACAGCCGUCCGCCCGACUGCACAGACUGUCCCAAAGGCUGCUGUUGCUACCUCAUCACGCGUAGACGACACUCCCGCCAUGUCUACACACGAUUUCCUCAAGUGGCUGAGUGAUUCGCUGAAAGGGCUCAAUAAUUCCGUGAACCUGGAAGACAUCACGCAGAUGCUCCUCUCAUUUCCUCUCGACCCAGACCCAUCUACAUCAGAGAUAAUUUCCGACCUGAUCUAUGCGAAUAGUACAACACUUGAUGGGCGGCGGUUCGCGGCAGAGUUUAUUAAGCGCCGCCGGGCCAGUGGUACGGCCGGUCCAGGACCGAAUGGGAAAGUGGUGUCGAUCGCAGACGUGGUGAAGACGACGCCACGGACUGCUCAGCCCGAAUGGGGCUUCAAAGUUGUGAAUAAGAAGAAGAAGGGGAGGGCGUGAGUGGGAGUAGGAGUAGGAGAGGGAUGAUGGAGGUUGUUUUACGUGUUGUCUGCCUACGCACAUGCAUACUCAUAAGCAUACUGAGACGCUCAUUCACUUGUUUUAUCUCAUCUCAUGAAUAAUCUUGUGUUGUCGAUCGAGUCCUAGCUUUGCAUUAAUGCAAUGCUGUUUUGGAUGAUUGUAUGUCCCGUGCUUGACUUUCGAGCAAUGC
This is a messenger RNA of Suillus clintonianus, 3967 nucleotides long. RefSeq lists its product as uncharacterized. The transcript is spliced from 6 exons. Lineage: Eukaryota; Fungi; Basidiomycota; Agaricomycetes; Boletales; Suillaceae. The record is from RefSeq and is a predicted model, not a curated record. The coding region runs from base 109 to 3756 and encodes 1215 amino acids. Gene Ontology annotation, molecular function: protein binding.